AGAGGCCGGCCCGCCCCCUUCCGCCCGGCUCCGCCACGCCGCCCGCCAUGGUGGGGAAAGCCAGGCGCCCACGGCUACACCGCGCCGCCCCGCGGCCCUGGCCCGCCCGGGAUCCGCCACCGCUCCCCGAGCCCGAGCGCGGCCCCGGCGCGAGCCCCGGCGCGGGCGGCUGGAGCGCGGCAGCCGCCAAGGACUGGGGCGUGUCAUUUUCUGGUGUCUUUUCCGGCCUGAAGAUUGACCCUGAUACUCUAGUAAAGAAGCUCGAGUUGGACUCCAGAAGCAUCAUUUCCUCCAGAACAGGUUUAGAAGAAAAACCAGUUCUUUCCAAAAAAGAAAAAAUGAAGCUGCGGAAAGAAAGAUGGCUACAGAAAAUAGAAAGUGUGAAGCUAGCCAAGCAGAAGCAAAAAGCGGAAGCAAAGCGGAAGGCGACGCCUGUGGUAGGAGACAUGCAGCCAUUGAUGGAAGCCCUACCUGAGCUCUCCGACCUGACCACAGGUGGCAGGGGCAGGAAGCUACCCAAGAGCCAUGUAAAAGCAAAGGCAGAACCUGCAGACUUCUGUCUGAUGAAACAAGCUCAGAAAUGCCGUCUCUUAGAGGAGGAAGUGGCUCGGUUUCAUGAGGUCAUCACCAGUCCCAGUUACAGAGCCAACCCCCUCAUGACCAUCAGCGAGCAUCUCUCCAAGAGGCUGAGGCAGGAGGAAGAAGAUAAUCCCCUCUAGGGUGUCAGCUGGGACCAAACGUGCACACUGGAGCUGGUGCGAGGGCUCCAGGCUGCAAAGGAGCACAUCACUAACAUGACUUCUCAGCCAGUUCAGUCCUUGGAAGCAGUUCAGCAGAUUAUUAAAUCCAACAGUCCUGUUUUCUGUCUGCAGAAAUGAUGCAGUUCUCUCCCUGGCAAGCAGCCUGCAGAGAGCAGGGUGUUCUGUGCGAUCUUUGUGCAGACAUUAAGCUCCCUGUGAAGUGUCUUGACACCUUUUCUCUUCUUGUGAGAAGGCACAAUUUCUUAAAUUGUUCCAGUGGCAACGUAUCUUUUUUCUGCCAUUUCCCUCCCCUUUCUGGCAGCUCUGAAAAGAGAUUGCCUAUUGCUCUGUUGAGUUGGUUCAAGGCCCCAAGACCAGGAGCCCAGAAGGCUGUUGUAGAUCUGUGUAAGGACCGAUGCUGCUGUUCAGAGACAUUGUUUCAUGUGAGAAAUUUAGCUUUGGAAUAAACACACUGUCACAGAGUA
This is a messenger RNA of Chroicocephalus ridibundus (black-headed gull), 1225 nucleotides long. It is a transcript of the gene SLX9, whose product is annotated as SLX9 ribosome biogenesis factor. Gene Ontology annotation, cellular component: preribosome, small subunit precursor; nucleolus; 90S preribosome. The transcript is spliced from 6 exons. Gene Ontology annotation, biological process: maturation of SSU-rRNA from tricistronic rRNA transcript (SSU-rRNA, 5.8S rRNA, LSU-rRNA). The coding region runs from base 48 to 719 and encodes 223 amino acids. NCBI's taxonomy places the organism in Eukaryota, Metazoa, Chordata, Aves, Charadriiformes, Laridae. The record is from RefSeq and is a predicted model, not a curated record.